Molecule: messenger RNA, 2491 nt
Organism: Lolium perenne
Lineage: Eukaryota; Viridiplantae; Streptophyta; Magnoliopsida; Poales; Poaceae
Biological process (GO): mitochondria-nucleus signaling pathway; chloroplast-nucleus signaling pathway
Cellular component (GO): chloroplast
Molecular function (GO): mRNA binding; protein binding
Source: RefSeq, a predicted model, not a curated record
ACAAAAAUCUCCAUCGCUCCGCACCGCAGCUGCGCGCCAAGCUCGCUUCCAAUUCCCCUUCCCACAAAAAUGGCCGCCGCGCCGGUGGCCUCCGCCUUCCCCGCGCCCCCCUCACCCUCCUCCUUCCUCAGCACGUCCACGCGCCGUCGUCACAGCCGCGCACUCCCACCACCACCAGCCGCCUCGCCGCGCGAGCUGCCGCCGCCGCAGCAGCAGCGCGCGGCGUCCAACACCGUGGAGAGGAGGCGGCGGCGGGAGGAGGAGGAGCAGGCGGAGGCCGAGGCGCAGGAGUUCGAGAAGCAGCGGAAGGAGGAGGUGAACCGCAAGAUCGCCUCCCGGAAGGCGCUCUCCAUCAUCCUCCGCCGCGAGGCCACCAAGGCCGUCCUCGACAAGCGCGUGCCCGGCAAGGGCACCCGCCGCCUCCUCCCCCGCACCGUCCUCGAGUCCCUCCACGACCGCGUCGCCGCGCUCCGCUGGGAAUCCGCCCUCAAGGUGUUCGAGCUAAUGCGGGACCAGGUGUGGUACAGGCCGUACGUCGGCGUGUACAUCAAGCUCAUCACCAUGCUCGGCAAGUGCAAGCAGCCGGAGAAGGCGCACGAGCUCUUCCAGGCCAUGCUCGACGAGGGCUGCGCCCCCAACCUCGAGUCCUACACGGCCCUCGUCUCCGCCUACAGCAGGAGCGGCAGCUUCGACAGGGCUUUCUCCCUGCUUGAUCAGAUGAAGGCCACCCCUGGCUGCCGGCCCGAUGUCCAGACCUACUCCAUCCUCAUCAAGUCCUGCUUGCACGCCUAUGACUUCGACAGGGUCAAGGGUUUGCUGGAGGAUAUGGCGAAUGCGGGCAUCCGCCCCAACACCGUGACCUAUAAUACUCUCAUUGAUGCUCAUGGGAAAGCAGGAAGGUAUGCUGAGAUGGAGUCAACUCUUCUCGAGAUGUUGUCUGAAAACUGCAAACCUGAUGUGUGGACAAUGAAUUCUACUCUAAGAGCUUUUGGUAGCAGUGGUCAGAUUGAAACAAUGGAAAGCUGCUACGAGAAGUUCCAGGCUUCUGGUAUCUAUCCAAACAUAAAGACGUACAACAUUUUACUUGAUUCCUAUGGUAAAGCUAAAAUGUAUGAGAAGAUGGGAGCUGUGAUGGAGUACAUGCAGAAGUAUUACUAUUCCUGGACAAUAGUCACGUACAAUGUCGUUAUUGAUGCAUUCGGAAGGGCUGGGGAUCUUGAACAAAUGGAAUAUAUCUUUAGACUGAUGAAAUCUGACCAUAUAAAGCCUAACUGUGUUACCCUCUGUUCGUUGAUUCGAGCUUAUGGAAGGGCUGAUCAAGUUAAGAAAAUAGAGACAGUGUUAAGGAUUGUCGAGAAUUCAGACACAGCGUUGGAUAUUGUGUUCUUUAACUGUUUGGUGGAUGCAUAUGGGAGGGUGGGAUGCUUGGCAGAGAUGUGGGAUGUUCUCAAUAUGAUGAAGAUAGAACGAAUAAAACCAGACAAGGUAACCUGCACUACCAUGAUUAAAUGGUUUCUCGUCAAGGGGAUUGAUGAUCAUCGUGUUCAGUACCUACGUGACCUAAAAGAUGGGAGAUCUACAGAUAAUAAGUAGGUCUGAACAUUGAAACAGCUACUGACCUGAUUGAUAUUGUUCUCUGCAUUUGCUCCAAGGAGAUGGAACAACCUGUGUCAAAUUCUCACUCAGUUUGCACUUCAAGAGAUGCAUCAAUUUUAUUAUUCUCUUUGAUGCCCUUAAGGAGUAACUUGAAUGUUACUGAAUCAAUCAUUUCUUGGAGGCAAUUUAGAGUCACAAGUUCUGUUGUAGAAGUUCAGCAACAGAAAUACAGAACUAUCUGGUAGCAUAUUUUGGAUAGCAAAGUUUCCUAUGAUUAUGCCAUCCCAAGAAUUAGUUGAUGUUUGCAAAAGGAUGCUAAGCUGGUUUUUUGCGAACGAAGAAAAGUUGGACAGGAGAGAGAAAUUUGAAGCACUAUAUCUGUAGCUGUGCAUAUUGUGGCAAUCAUAUAGAACUAGGGGUACGCAGGUGACAUUGGUCUGUGUCAUUGUGCCGUGAUGUAUUUAUAGUACAGCUGAACAUGGCAUCAUUUGUCAUACAGGCUUACGCAAAGAUGGACAGAAACUUAAUAUGUUACUCCCUCCGAUUCAAAUUAAUUGAGUCAACUUUGUCUAGAUAUGGAUUUACCUAGACAUGUUUUAGCUCUAGAUACAUGCAUAUCUAGUCAAAGUUCAGUCAAUUAAUUUGGAUUGGAGGGAGUAACAAAAUUAAAUGUUGUAGUGCUCUACUAUUAAAAGUGUAGGAAAUGACUUAGGUGAUUUUUUGGUAUUUUAUAUGCUCCAUCCGGCCCAAAUUAAUUCACGCAGUUCAGGAGUACACCUCACAUUGGGCUGGAGGGAGUAACAUUGUUUUUGAGCGGUUUUCACCUCACGUUGUGGCUGUCAUUGUCCUUAAAAAAACUGGCACCUAACAAAUGGACUAAGGAAUUGUUGUAAAA